Hibiscus syriacus is the source of this 492-nucleotide messenger RNA. RefSeq lists its product as uncharacterized. The record is from RefSeq and is a predicted model, not a curated record. Lineage: Eukaryota; Viridiplantae; Streptophyta; Magnoliopsida; Malvales; Malvaceae. The transcript has a single exon. Bases 1 to 492 code for a protein of 163 amino acids.
AUGGCGAGUCUUCACAGAUUCAAACUUUUGGCAACGCAGUGCGCCGUAGCCUCCAGUCCAGGUCGUAGUCCUACAACCAGCCCCGUUGUCCAUCUCCGUCGUCGCAAAACCCUUCGCAUGCUCCUCAACCGCUCUUCUGCCACCGGUCGCCGUCUUUGUCACAGAGAUCACGAAGACAGCAACUUCGAUCUUUCACCUCCACCUUCGGCGCCGCCAGCUACCUCCAAGACCGACAACAUGAAAAACUCCAACGGGAGAAAAGGAAGGCGAAAAUUAAAGGAACUCUUCAUGGCUUCGCCGCCGUCGGAAGAAAGGGAGAGUAGCGGUAAAAGCUGUGAAGAAGAGACGAAAGAUCUGUUACCGGUUACCGUUGGUUCCGGUGAUGAGCUUACAAGUCGGGGCUCCGGUUCCGUGAGAACUGUAACGGCGUCGUUCCGGUACAGGUUAUUAAGGAGAGCUUGGCGACCGAUGCUGGUCACUAUUUCAGAGUAA